Molecule: messenger RNA, 1667 nt
Organism: Hibiscus syriacus
Lineage: Eukaryota; Viridiplantae; Streptophyta; Magnoliopsida; Malvales; Malvaceae
Product: B3 domain-containing transcription factor VRN1-like
Exons: 6
Coding region: 87-1286 (399 amino acids)
Molecular function (GO): DNA binding
Source: RefSeq, a predicted model, not a curated record
ACACCCCGGGAAAUUCCAAGCCCAAGUACACGUCUCUGGAGUUGCAAUAGUGUUUCCUGGGAAAUUCUAAGCUUUGGUUUAAUCAAAUGGCUUCCAACAGUAAUCCUAAUAGCCAAGCCUUCACCUCCAGAACACCUCAUUUCUUCAAAGUGCUUCUCACCGAUGCUAUUCAGCAUGGGAAAAUGAAAAUUCCAGCAAAAUUUGUGAGAAAAUAUGGAAGUGGGAUCUCGAGCCCAGUAUUUCUUAAGGUCCCGAGUGGAACUCUCUGGGAAGUAGAAUUAACUAAGUCUGGUUCUGAGGUUUAUCUGCAAAAGGGGUGGAGCGACUUUGUACAACAUUACUCGUUAGAUUUAGAAGACUUUGUGGUUUUCAGAUACGGAGGGCAUUCCCUUUUCAAUGUUAUCAUAUUUGAUAAAGGUGCUUCAGAGAUUGAAUACAUUCAUGCCGAAAAUCACACUUUGAGUGAACAAUGUCAAGGGACUGCAGUGAAACAAGAAAAAGAUGAUGAUGAUAUCUCUGUUGAAAUCAUUGAUGGAACUCCAACUCUCCCAAGGGAGAAAAGAAGGGGACCAUUGCCAUCACCGUGUCCGAGGCUGAGCAGAUUAUCUGCUUCAUCUCGGAAAAGCAAUGGAGGGAUGAGUGCUAGUCCAGAACAUGGAGGUGGAAGUAUGCGGGGGACAAUGAGAGGCAAACAGAAGGAUAAAGCUUGUCAAAUUGCCAGUUCUUUCAAGUCCCAAAAUCCUUUUUUUACUAGAGUCAUGCAACCAUCAUUUCUUACUGAUAAAUACAGAAUGGGUUUACCAAUUAUCUUUGCUAGGAAAUAUUUGACGGAGAAGAAAUGCAAAAUCCAGUGUGUUGUUGACGGGAAAACAUGGACCAUGGAAUAUAAUAACACAAGCAAACGGUUUGUACCAAGACUCUGCAAUGGAUGGAAGGGCUUCUCAAUCGAUAACAAGUUGGAUGUCGGGGAUGUUUGUGUUUUCGAGCUCAUUAGUAUAGUCGAGACCACGUUUAACGUAUUCAUCUUUCGCCGUGAAGUUGCAGAAUCAGUAGAUUUUCCGAAUUCCUUGGUUGAUGAGAAUGGAGCUAAUCCAGUGAAAUUCAAGAAAAGCUUGGGAACUGAUUAUGGUAGCAAAAGUAAAGGCGCAAUAUCCUUCAUUGAUGAUGACAAAGCAGCAGUUGAAGAAUAUCAACUCCCUGGAGGUAAAAUGAAAGACCAAGUUCCCUCCUACCCUAGAGAUUUUUGUACCUCUUUUUAUGCAUUAACUUUGUGCACACAAUUUUAACCAAUUGAGACAUCACAAUUCUGGUGGUUCACACUUCACAGUAUACUCGAGGGGCUUCUUCUCUUGAUGUUGUCUUUAAAGCUUCCAGUAAUUAUCUCCCAAAAGAUCCAGAUUUUAAACUUGUUAUGAGAUCAUGUUACUUGUCCCAUGGCGGAUCGAGAUUUCCGGCAGCAUUUGCCAAGGGAUAAUGAUAUUGUGAAGGGGAAACUUAGCUGAGAUUGCAGAAAUGGGUUGUGAAGCUAAAAAACUAUAGUGGUUUUAGGUGCUGUUUAACAAGUGGUUGGACUCCAUUUGCUAGGGAAAAUUAUCUCCUAAAGGAUGACAUUUUAUUCUUUCACCUCAUCAAUGCCUACUGAUUUGGUGUUCAGAGUUUCUAUAAUC